AUGUCAGUUGUAUUAUUCCAGGAUAUAGGAGGGACAGCAUUAAUGAAGGCUGCCGAGGGAGGACACCUGGAGAUCUGUAGUCUCCUCAUUGAUAGAAGAUGUAAGACCGACAUCACAAAUGUUAUUGGAGAGACAGCAUUAAUGAAGGCUGCCAUGUUUGGAUACCUGGAGAUCUGUAGACUCCUCAUUGAAAGAGGAUGUAAGAUCGACAUCACAGCAGAGUAUGGAUGGACAGCAUUAAUGUGGGCUGCCAGGGAAGGACACCUGGAGAUCUGUCGUCUCCUCAUUGAUAGAGGAUGUAUGAUCGACAUCACAUCAACAACGUAUGGUGGAGGGACAGCAUUAAUGGAGGCUGCCAAGGAAGGACACCUGGAGAUCUGUCGUCUCCUCAUUGAUAGAGGAUGUAAGAUCGACAUCACAGAUAUAAAGGAUGAAUACACAGCUUUACAUCAUGCUGCUGAGAGUGGAUAUCUACAGAUCACAAGAUGUCUGGUAGAACAAGGAGGUGCCAGUUCCUUGAUUAAAACAUAUAAGGGUAAGACUCCAUACGACACAGCAGCAGAAGGGAUGAACGGACAGUAUAAAGAAGUGAUGGAAUACUUACAGACUGUCAUGUCAGAGAAAUCUUCAGGUGUAACUGCUGGACAAGGGAGAGAAGGAAUGGCCUUUAAAUAG
Mytilus trossulus (common blue mussel) is the source of this 675-nucleotide messenger RNA. Its product is annotated as ankyrin repeat domain-containing protein 17-like. NCBI's taxonomy places the organism in Eukaryota, Metazoa, Mollusca, Bivalvia, Mytilida, Mytilidae. The record is from RefSeq and is a predicted model, not a curated record. Gene Ontology annotation, molecular function: protein binding. The coding region runs from base 1 to 675 and encodes 224 amino acids. The transcript has 8 exons.